GGCCUGUCUAGCCCAAUGCUGCGCUGCCCAUCCCAGCGUCUCCUGGACAGGAUAGUGCGGCGCUACGCUGAGGUGCCAGACGCUGGCAGCAUCUACAUGGACCACCUCACCGACCGGGACAAACUGCGCCUCCUGUACACGCUGUCAGUGAAUUCACACCCCAUCUUGUUACAGAUCUUCCCCGAUGUGGAGGGAUGGCCCUUCCCGCGGUACCUGGGCUCCUGCGGGCGGCUGGUGGUCAGUGCCAGCACCCGGCCCCUGUGUGACUUCUACGGCGCGGCCCCCGAGGUGGCCGCUGACCUGGCCCUCCAGCUCCUCGCCGUCCUCCGCUCCAUGGGCACCAACGACCUCAACUAUUUCUUCUACUUCACCCACGUGGACGCUGGCACCUUCGGCGUGUUUAGCAAUGGGCAUCUGUUCAUCCGGGAUGCCAGCAUGCUGGGGAUCAUCGACAAGGAGGAAGGGAGCCAGCUGAUUGACGGCCAACAGGAGUAUAAAGAUAUAUUUAGCUGUUUGACUGUGGACUGCCAGUCUGCAUUCGUGUCCUGUAACUCCAUCAGAGAGAAACACAGCCUCGUCAUGGUGUGUCAAGAGCUUUUGCCUAAGCUCCUGAAGGGGAAAUUCCUGCAACCUGUGCAGGAGAAAAUAGACAGCUUCCUGCAGCACUGCGCCAAUGGCCUUGCCGAUGACCAGGGCAUCAACGAGGCGGUUGCAAAGCUGGCAGAGCUCCUGAAACCUCUGCGGUCUUGCGAUUCUCGUUUUGCCUACCGCUACCCUGACUGCAAAUACAGUGACAAAUACUGAUGGCUUCGGAGAAAGGGUAGCCUGGGAAGGACUGGGGCGGUGUCAGCCCCCCGCCAGCGUGGGAAGCAAGAAAGAACCAGGAUAGCUGGAAAGAGCUGUGCCAAAUCUGGGGCUUCCUCAUCAAGGUGGAGAAGCAGGAAGCAGAGUGCACAUGGGAUUUAUAGUUCAUCUCCCAGAGAUGCAUUUGUUACAUGGGAUGUUAGACAUGA
Molecule: messenger RNA, 1013 nt
Organism: Balearica regulorum gibbericeps (East African grey crowned-crane)
Lineage: Eukaryota; Metazoa; Chordata; Aves; Gruiformes; Gruidae
Source: RefSeq, a predicted model, not a curated record